AUGUAUUCGCUGCGUGAAGGAGGUUCCGUGUCAAAGCCACCACUCUUGGAUGAAUCCAAUUAUUCGUAUUGGAAGGCCAGAAUGAGAGCUUUCAUUAAAGCCAUUGAUGAGCGAGCUUGGAGGUUGAUAUUGACAGAAUGGACGCAUCCGACAACAACAGACAACAGCGGCAAUGUCACUUUGAAACUAGAAGAGACGUGGUUAACAGAUGAAGAUCGCCUAGCGAAUUACAACUCGAAAGCACUCAAUGUUGUUUUUAAUGUUGUAGAUGUGAAUCAAUUCAAAUUGAUUUCUACAUGUGAAUCGACCAAAGAGGCGUGGGAGAUACUUCAAAUUGCUCAUGAAGGCACAACUGCUGUGAAGGUCUCUAAACUUCAAAUCCUUACCACCAGGUUUAAAGAAUUAAAAAUGCAUGAGGAUGACUGCAUUGCCAAUUUUAAUUCAAAAUUGUGUGACAUUGCUAAUGAAUCUUUUGCUCUUGGAGAGAAGUAUUCGGAUACAAAACUGGUAAGAAAGACUCUCAGAUCACUACCUGAGAAGUUUGCAUACAAGGUUGCUGCUAUAGAAGAGGCUGUUGACUCAAUGAAACUUGAUGAACUCAUGGGUUCUCUUCGUACUUUUGAAUUGAAAUUUAAGAAGGACAAGAAGGAGAAUGGAAUGACUUUUCGGUCUGGAGUAGAAUCACAGAGCAAUCAAGAGGAAUCUGAAGAUGAAGGAGAACUAGAAGAAUCUCUGGCACGUCUCACAAAAAACUUCAAGAAGAUUUUGAAGAAGAUGAAAAAGAAGGGAAAUUUCAAGAUUUCUCUAGGACUGGGAAGCAGAGAUUUAAUUCUCAGGGUUCAAAACAAACUGACUCAGAUAAGAAGGGAAGAGGAAUUCAAUGCAGAGAGUGUGAUGGAUAUGGUCAUAUACAAGCAGAGUGUGCAAACACCUUGA
Morus notabilis is the source of this 936-nucleotide messenger RNA. RefSeq lists its product as uncharacterized. The transcript has a single exon. The record is from RefSeq and is a predicted model, not a curated record. NCBI's taxonomy places the organism in Eukaryota, Viridiplantae, Streptophyta, Magnoliopsida, Rosales, Moraceae. The coding region runs from base 1 to 936 and encodes 311 amino acids.